Lepisosteus oculatus (spotted gar) is the source of this 5827-nucleotide messenger RNA. RefSeq names its product ADAM metallopeptidase domain 10a (gene adam10a). Gene Ontology annotation, biological process: Notch signaling pathway; membrane protein ectodomain proteolysis. Lineage: Eukaryota; Metazoa; Chordata; Actinopteri; Semionotiformes; Lepisosteidae. Gene Ontology annotation, molecular function: metalloendopeptidase activity involved in amyloid precursor protein catabolic process. The record is from RefSeq and is a predicted model, not a curated record. Gene Ontology annotation, cellular component: synaptic membrane; plasma membrane.
CGAGGGAGAGAGAGAGAGAGGGAGCUGCCAUCACCGCUGGGGCGACUGCGCCUUUAAGAGCUGUGGGAUCGGAACAAUAAAAGCUCAUGUUCUCACAAUGAGCCUAAUCGAUAUGUUCUUGAUAAAAUUCGCUGUUUUCUUGUACUGCGCGAGAAACGCGGGAGGUCAUUAUGGAAACCCUUUGAAUAAGUAUAUCCGGCACUAUGAGGGCUUGUCGUAUGACACAGAUGUUCUGCAUCAGAAACACCAGCGAGCCAAGAGGGCCCUGUCCCACGAGGAGAGGUUUGUGCAUCUGGAUUUCCAUGCUCAUGGCAGACAUUUCAAUCUCCGAAUGAAGAGGGAUGCAUCCAUGUUUACGCAAGACUUCAAAGUGGAAUUCGCUGGAGAAGAACUGGAUUAUGACACCUCCCACAUCUACACAGGAGAACUCUACGGUGAGAAGGGAACUAUGAGUCAUGGCUCGAUAGUGGACGGGAAGUUCGAGGGCUUCAUCCAGACUCAUCAAGGCACUUUCUACGUUGAGCCCUCUGAGAGAUACAUUAAGGACAAUGCAGUGCCUUUUCACUCCGUCAUCUACCACGAAGAUGAUAUCGACUACCCGCACAAGUACGGCGCCGAGGGGGGCUGCGCCGACCACACGGUCUUCGAGAGGAUGAAGAAGUACCAGGCGUCCGCAGUGGAGAAGACCCCUAAGGAUGACCACAUUGAGGAGGAGGAGGAGGGGCAAUCCAGUGGACCUGUCCUCCUGAGGUCACGCAGAGCUGCCGGGGCAGACAAGAACACCUGCCAGCUGUUCAUCCAGACUGACCACCUCUUUUACAAGUACUACGGCACCCGCGAAGCUGUGAUCGCACAGAUCUCCAGCCAUGUCAAAGCCAUCGACUCCAUCUACCAGACCACAGACUUCCAAGGAAUCCGGAACAUCAGCUUCAUGGUGAAAAGGAUUAAAAUCAACACCACGGAAGCCGAGAGAGACAAGUCCAACCCCUUCCGCUUUGCCAACAUCGGAGUGGAGAAGUUCCUGGAGCUGAACUCGGAGCAGAACCAUGACGAUUACUGCCUGGCGUACGUCUUCACCGACAGAGACUUCGACGACGGGGUUCUGGGCCUGGCCUGGGUCGGCGCCCCCUCAGGUAGCUCAGGGGGUAUUUGUGAAAAGAGCAAGCUGUAUUCAGAUGGAAAAAAGAAGUCCUUGAACACUGGAAUCAUCACUGUUCAGAACUACGCCUCCCACGUGCCGCCAAAAGUCUCUCACAUAACCUUUGCUCAUGAAGUUGGUCACAAUUUUGGCUCCCCGCAUGACUCUGGAACCGAAUGCACUCCAGGGGAGUCCAAAAGCCAGGAUCUGAAGGAGAAGGGAAACUACAUCAUGUACGCCAGAGCCACCUCCGGAGACAAGCUCAACAACAACAAGUUCUCCAUCUGCAGCAUCCGCAAUAUCAGCCAGGUGCUGGAGAAGAAGAGAGGCAACUGCUUUGUGGAAUCCGGGCAGCCUAUCUGUGGCAAUGGCUUGGUGGAGAAUGGGGAACAGUGCGACUGUGGCUACAGUGACCAGUGCAAUGACUCGUGCUGCUAUCAUGCCAACGAGCCAGACCACCUGAAGUGCAAGCUGAAGCCAAAUAAAAAGUGCAGCCCCAGCCAGGGCCCGUGCUGUAACCCGGACUGCACCUUCAGGAGCAACAUCCAGAAGUGCCGGGAGGAGUCCGAGUGUGCCCACCAAGGCUUCUGCAAUGGCAAUACCGCCCAGUGCCCCACCUCCGAGCCCAAGGCCAACUUCACCGCCUGCCAUGGAGAAACUCAAGUCUGCCUCAACGGGCAAUGCACCGGCUCCAUCUGCGAGAAAUACGGGCUGGAGGUGUGCACCUGUGCCAGUGGCGACGGGAAAGACGACACCGAGCUGUGCCAUGUCUGCUGCAUGGAGAAAAUGAGACCAGACACAUGCAGCAGCACGGGUUCAGACCAGUGGUCCAAGUUUUUCAACAAGAAGGUCACCACACUACAACCCGGGUCCCCGUGCAACGACUUCAGGGGGUACUGUGACGUGUUCAUGAAGUGUCGGCUGGUGGACGCCGACGGGCCCCUGGCCAGGCUGAAGAAAGCCAUCUUUAACCCGGAGCUGUACGAGAACAUUGCCGAGUGGAUAGUGGCACACUGGUGGGCUGUGUUGCUGAUGGGGAUCGCACUCAUCAUGUUGAUGGCUGGCUUCAUUAAGAUCUGCAGUGUGCACACUCCCAGCAGCAAUCCCAAACUGCCUCCACCCAAACCACUGCCAGGCACUCUGAAGAGGCGGAGACCACAGCAAGCAAACCCCCAGCCCCAGCGCCAGCGGCAGCCCCGGGAGAACUAUCAGAUGGGACAGAUGAGACGCUAACUGGGCCUCUUUGCCUUGGUUCUUCGUAGUGCCUACAGUGGGAAAACUGCUCUCCAAAGAAAACCUGUAUAGUCAUUGUCCCCAUUCAGCACCCAGAUGGCAAACAAGGAAACAAACGACAACACAAACACACACACACACACACGCUCUCGCCACUGCUCUUGGACCCAGCAAAGCUGAGGAUGUCACACAGCUUUUUGUUUUUCAAACCACUUCAUCUCUUUUUAAAGAAAAGGAAAACCGACAAAUCAGUUUUCCAUUGUAAUGUGGUCUUAACCUUCUUCAGACUUUUUUUUAUUGGAAUGGCACACUGUCCCUUUUCCCCCUCCCCAAUGGUAUAGCUGUAGAAUUUUGCUCCUUCUCUCUUCGUUUUUCCAAUUGUUUUUUCACCUUUUUUAAGUCACGCCCUCCUUUGCAGAAGAACAUGACUGCAGGUGAACCGUCUUUUGCUGCCACUCAAGACCAAGAAGCGAGACGACCUCAAAGUCAAUGACUUAAUUGCCAAUGUAAUUAACAAUAUUGUUAAAAAAAUGCGCAGGCCUGUAUUUCUAAUGCGUACCCAUAUUUCUGCGUGCAAUUGUACAGAAAUCGCAAUAUAGAUUUUUUUUCAUUGUAUUAUAAGAAAAAACAAAACUUUUUUUUCUGCUGUUUAAUGAACAAUUUACUGUUUUAAUUGACACUCUCAGGAUAAAAAACAAAGGAAAUGGGGGCUUUCGGGCAUGACUGAGUAUUUUUGACUCUCUCUUGCAGUGGCCGUGACUAUCUAGGAAGUUCAGAACUUCUGUCCUCUGGGUGGUAUUAUUAAUGGGUUGGGAUGGAUUGAAUAUGGCUGUGUUUGUGUUGCCUGAUAGGAACAGCUGCUAGGAUAUAAAGUUGCAUAGAAGAUGAAAAGAAAAAAAAAAAUAAAGACAACUCUGGGGAAGGAGAGAAAGGUUGCAUGUAGGUCUUUUCUGAUGCGUUUCAAGGUUUUGUCAGUGAAUGACACCUGUUGGAUUGCUGAAAUAUUAGAUACUCUAGUGCGCUGUUUUCAAAAGAAGCCUUUUGGGCUGGCUUCAUGUGAAUGUGUUGACUUCCAGGAGCGUGUGGAGAUACAGAUGGGAGGAGAAAGCGUGUUUUUACUUUAGCAUAUUAUGAACUUCCUUUUCUUUCAUACCGUGGCUUAAUUUACAUGUUGCUGUCAUGUUGACGUUAAUUAUUGAACAACCACUAAACGGCAGAUGGCCGGAUCUGUUUGUGACUCAGACUGUGAGGAUAGGAGAGCUAAGAAUUUCGGCGUUUUCCUGGCUUGAAUUACAUUUUAGCCCAUCAGAAACUGGGGCCACAGGCCAGCUCUUGGAUGUUGUGGAGUUUGGAGUGGGGAGGGAACGGCGGGGCUGAGGGACCAGGGUUCGGGGGCAGGUUAGUUUGAGGAAUCUGUAUUCACCCUGCCAGCAGGGAGUGUCUCCCGGAUGCAGCACGAUCAGUCCAGCAGAAGGGCGACCUGCUGGUGGAAAAGACACAAGUUUUGAGCUGUUGAAAUAAAGUACCGCCGUUGCACCAUUGGCCAAACUGAAAGUAGUUCUUCCUCAUUUUUUUCGAUGCUGAAACCUGUCCAAUACCAGUGAAAACCAAAGGAAACGAUGUCGAUACCAACUGUUUCUCUCAUUUGGUAAAAGGGUUUGUUCACUGGAUUCUCUUCCUUUGGUUUCACUGAAGAAGCCAUCUUGCGAUUUUUUAAUAAUUUUUUUUAAAUUAAAAUAUGUGUAUAUAGAGAAACUAUAUCGUUUAAUCCUGGAAUAUUACUCCUGUGUUUGCUUCAUGUCUUAAGACGAUAUUGCACAUGAGCUUUGUGGUCCAGAAGGCAGGUGGGACACAACUGGACUGCUGUAUCUCGUGAAUCGGAGUUCCUCACAGGGUCAGAUCAGCUCAUUUUCCACAAGAGGGCAAGAGGCAGUAACUGCUAUGAUCGCUCUCUCUUCUUCUCUACCUUGAUUUCAUUUUCUCCAUGCAAGACGGAAGAUGCAAGUUAUGCCUUUGUAUUGGGAUUUCAGAUCUCUGAUUUGCAUUCGAAUUGAAUAUCGAAGUGAAAAUGCCACAUUGUAAAGUGGAGUAAAUAUCUGUCCUGCAAUAGAAAUAAACUGUGGUGUUGGUUCUUUAUAGUGUUUAACCAAGGAAAGAUGUGCCUGAAAAGACUGGGGUCUCCUUGUCCACUUUCACUGUACUUGGACUCAGCUUAUACUGAAACACUGCUGUUCUUAUCCGCCUGCGGUUUUCAAAAGCCAGGCCUUCAGGGUAGAAUUAACUUCUUGUGUCAUAAUUCUAACCUUGUAAUGUUUUGCGGUCAUUCAUUGUCCAGUUGGUAUUGAAGAAAUAGCAAAGGGACAAACAUAGUCAUGGCACAAAAUCUGCGUUUUCAAAAUGGCACAAGGAGAUUUAGAUCUACAAGGAUAUGUAGAUCAUGAGAUUGGAGGCAGGUGAAUUGAUCAGUUCUGGAAAGACAGCGUUGCAGUGUACGUAACAAAUACCUUGAAGUGGCCGAGGGCUGUUUAAUUAUGGACCCCAGUAUGUAACUGAAAGCAGACUUAGGUGGCUGUUGUCUGUGUUCAAAAUGUAAGUGAAGCCAAGAGGAAACGCAGUGAUUUUUGUCUGUUGGAUUUUUUAUUUUUUUUUGCUCUUGACAGAAAAUGCUAGGUUUCAAAGACGGAUGCAGGCUUGUUUCUUGUAAGGAGGUUUACACGGAUGGCGCCUCGAAGCGCCAUAGAGAUGUUUGGGGCCGCUACGCAAACACUAACGCGAGAACUUUUCCUUGUAAACUUGUACAGUACAUCCAAAACUCGCUUUUGUUUCGGAAAAGAAAAAAAAUGUCAUUUUUAUACAUGUAAACAGUCAAAUUUUAUAUAUGAAAACCAGAAAAAAAAAUGUUCCAAGUUCAUGGGUCUUGACAAAAAUGUGACAAAUCCUCCUUCGAUUCUAAAAGUGUAAAUCUUUAGUAUUGUGUGUUGGUUGGAAUGGGUUUGUGGCUGAUAAUAAAAUAAGAUUUUUUUUUUCCUUCCACGUUGGUUCAUUAGUGAAACUCAUUCGAGUGUGGUAGACAUUAACAGAUCUUGUGUUUUUUUUUUCCUGUUUAACUCCCAUUCUGUUCUGAGCUUGUCUUUGUUACUCUGUGGUAGGGACCAGGUAGACAUGAAAACUGCCUGAAAUUUUAUUUUUAAGUCUUGGUGAAAGUCUUUGAAAGCAACAUGCACUGAAAAUGUCCAAUUUGAGUUGAAAUGUGGUAGGUAACAAUAGCAGAAAGAUCACAGAAUGAAAUAAUUAAUACUACUGUCCAAUUUUAAUGUCCGCUGUGUUUUAUACAGUAUCUUUUUUUCUUUUUUUGUUCACUUUGAAAAUUUUUACAAAAUUGCAAAAAAGUAUUGUGCGAAACAUGUAAGUUUUUUGAAGUACUUGAAAUGCAUUAAUAAAAUAGACUUGAUCAAA